GGGGUAUCAUAGAUGUAAGUGAGUGUGCAGAAUAUACACGAAUCCGUAAAAUCCUUUAGUUUUCUUUUUUACUAUCGAUAGCCUUGCCCCUGACGUCAGAUCUGUUCAAGCGUGUACCAAAUAUAUCAUCCCAAUGAACGAAAAAUGGCUGAGAAAAGUUAUAUUUUAAGCCGAAGUGUUGAUGAUGUAUGUCGUGAUAAUCUGACGUAUUAGUGAAGAGAUAUCUGAAAGGAUCGAAUGGAUAUUGUGCACCUGCAUGAUCGUAGCAUGUCCUUCAAAUUGAUUAGCAAAUUGUAUUCUAAAAGAAGAUAACACUCACUUGUAAGUCGAAAAGACAAACAUUACUAUACUCUGCCUCGUACUCAUCAAGCUGGCUGUAUGGGCUAAAAGGGCGCCACAACUGUCGAGCAAGAAUCCUUCAACCGGAUGAUUGUAAAGUGCGCCAAAGGCAUAGGGAACGUAUAACCUAUGAUGUACCGAAUGAAUGUGCCUAUAUAAGAAUUUAUUAAUGUGAAAUAGUCUGUGUAAGAAGUAUUGGUGUGUAUCCAUGACGAAACAAGCCCAGACGAAUUGAAUAGCAGGGAUGAUCCACCAGUAAGUGAAAUGAGUGAUUGAUUUACCAUACUGGCUUAGUAAAUUCAUUGUUAUUGAUGGACCUAAUGCUAAUUUCAAGAAGGAUGUGAUGUAUCCACUAUAUCCAAUCAUUGCAGCGAUGUGGCCAUUAUCUGACCGGUAUUCGUCGAGGUCGUCCAUAACAACGAAACCCAAAGCUGUUUGUACAACCUGCUGAAUGAGAACUGCUUUUAUGACUUGCUUCACGGUAACUUUAUUCUUCGUCGUGAGUUCUUCUGGUGGAUGUAUACGAUAUUUAUCAAGUGAGCUGACUUGAUCUAAUGCAUGAAAGAAUAAAGAGAAAACCCAGUAAGCCAAAACUGGUAGAAUAAGAGAAGUCGCUUUAUCACUCAAUCCAGGGAUUAUUUCAUUUGAUUGGAUAUCAUACCACGGGUGGCUAACGGGUGGAAUGAUAUCGUAAUUUGGCAGUGGUUUCGGUAUAUUAAAAUAGAAACUAUCCAAAUUACUAGUCGCGUUCUUCAUCUUCAAAUUCAAGAGAUAAUCUCACUAUCUAUCGAUUUCUCUAACGGCGAAGAUUAAAAAAAUAAAAUCAAUGUUAAAUUUAUUAGGAUCUUUGCAGAAAUUAUCUAUAGGCACUAGAGGAUAUGCUACCUCUAUAGACAAGCUAUCAUCCUUCGGUGUUAUCAAUAGAAGUAAGAAACUUGGUAGAGGUAGAAGUUCAGGCAAAGGUAAAACCUCAGGUAGAGGUCAGAAUGGUCAGAAAAGUCGCGGUGAUGGUAAAAUUGCACCAUGGUUUGAAGGUGGUCAGACACCGCUAACAAAGAGAUUCCCAAAGAGAGGAUUUUAUAAUUACAAUUCAAACAACUUCGCACCUGUCCCACUUUCUAGACUAGCACACUUCAUCCAACAAGGUAGAAUCGAUCCAAGUCAGACGAUAACGAUAAGGGAUAUUGUUAGAUCAAAUCUGGUACACGGUUUGUCUAAACAAGAUGGCGUUAAGAUCCUCUCAGAUCUUAAACCUACUACACAGUUACCACCAGUUCAUAUAGAAGCUUCAAGAGCGUCAAAAAGCGCAAUCGAAGCUAUUGAAGCGGCAGGUGGUUCAAUCACGUUCAAAUACUUCAACAAGCUAGCAAUGAGGCAGCACCUCAACCCUGAAAAAUUUAGAACACCUAUUAAAGACGCUCAACCAACUAAGAAAUCAGAUAUCCUCUUCUACCAGAAAGUAGAGAAGACGAUGCAAGAUAGAGCCUCUAAGAGAAAAGCUGAUUUGGAAUAAGGAAAUAGAAAAUGUAUAUUGAAUAUCAUAACUUUAUUCUUCUUGUUGUUUUUGUCCAGGAAUUUGUCUAAGUGUAGCGAAUGACUCCCUCUUUUGUGUUCUUUGUUCUAAUGAAGGGUUUGGACCGUUACCAGCAGUGAAUGUACCACCAGCAGCUUGGAAUGCACCCAUUAAUGCACCGAAUAACAAGCAUCCACCUGCAGCAGCUGGGAUGCUCUUAGAUCUAACACCAACUAUUGAUCCUGCCGCACAUCCACCUGCAGCGCUGCUGAUUGCGUCUUGGUCUCCUCGUACGUUUGAAACGGCAGCUUCUGUGAACGCGAAUGUAGCACCGACAGCAGCGAAUAAGGAAAUAGUGGAUCCAGUUCUAGUGAAAACACCCAUUGCACCCUUGUUGUGUGUUUCUAAUGCAUUCCUCACCGUAGAAACUACGAGUCCUACACCACUUCCACCAAUAGCACCUUGACCAGCCAAUUGGAGAGCUGGAGUUGGAUGGAAUCCAGUUUCUUUCAAAGGCAUCUUGA
Messenger RNA from Wallemia mellicola CBS 633.66, 2376 nucleotides. Its product is annotated as ribosomal protein L15. Gene Ontology annotation, biological process: translation. Gene Ontology annotation, cellular component: mitochondrial large ribosomal subunit. NCBI's taxonomy places the organism in Eukaryota, Fungi, Basidiomycota, Wallemiomycetes, Wallemiales, Wallemiaceae. The coding region runs from base 1166 to 1852 and encodes 228 amino acids. The transcript is spliced from 6 exons. Gene Ontology annotation, molecular function: structural constituent of ribosome. The record is from RefSeq and is a predicted model, not a curated record.